UGUACAUGGACUAAAAAAUUUCGAAUAGAAAUGGGUGUAUUUAGUGGAUUUGGUGAGUGGAUCAAUCAGAACAAUCAACAGCCUCUUAAGGCCGAGUCCAAGAGACCUGAGAAUGUUAAAUCUAGUUCGGUUUCAAAAAAAGAUAACAACAUUCAGGAACCAUGGUAUUGGGAUCCUGCUGAGGACCCUAAAGUGAAGUCGGAGGCCAAGAAAUCUGGGCAGCCUGUUAGAUCUAUGCCAUUGUAUGCUACGGAUCCAAAAUAUUAUGAAUUAGCUGAGGUGAAGAGGCAAGUAGGACUUUGGAUAGUUCCAAAUAACAAGCAUCCAUGGUAUGACGCUCCUGCAAAGAUUAAGGUGAAAACAAAAAAGGGUCUUUGCCAUAUGAAUAUAGAAUUCACAUUGGGAUGGCCUCCUCAAGGAGUCUACGAGAUGCUCACUAAUCCAAGAAACGUAUUUUUCUUCCGUAUCUUCGACAAACAAUUUCGCCAACGUCUGGACAACAAAUCAACAAAGGUUUUGAAGAAAGAUGGACCGAGGCAGAUCACAGAAGUGGAAAAAACUUUUGAGAUGGAAGCUCCUUGGGUUGCAAAAUAUAAGAAGGAGAAAAUGAGGUACAUGAAAGUGUUUGAGGGUAGCUGGAAAGUGGAGCCACUAUACGCGGAUCAGGAACGGUUAUGCAAGUCUAGGUCACGGAUUAGUGACGAAGAGUACAAAAGAUGUAGCGGCGGAAAAGGAAGGAUUGGGUCAAAGGUGACAAUGGAGCAGAUCUUUCAGCCUUCUUCUCUUCUUAAUGUGUCACCUGUUUCUUGGUUCAUCCGUGGGAUCACCAUCGAAACCACCAGGACUUUGCUCGAAGAUCUAAGACAAUAUGUUAUCGACAUUCACAAAAGUUCAGACACUGUAUGAACCGGUUAUACUGUGGUGGUAGGUAGUAUAUACAUCGAACCACUUGAGUUUUUAGUGUUGUGAAGUCACUUUAUUAAAAUACAGGGAAUCGAAUACGAGGAAAAGUAAAAACUAUGAAC
Thlaspi arvense is the source of this 1025-nucleotide messenger RNA. Lineage: Eukaryota; Viridiplantae; Streptophyta; Magnoliopsida; Brassicales; Brassicaceae. The record is from the annotation of a GenBank genome assembly.